This is a messenger RNA of Amorphotheca resinae ATCC 22711, 1348 nucleotides long. RefSeq lists its product as hypothetical. The transcript is spliced from 3 exons. The record is from RefSeq and is a predicted model, not a curated record. NCBI's taxonomy places the organism in Eukaryota, Fungi, Ascomycota, Leotiomycetes, Helotiales, Amorphothecaceae. Bases 98 to 1207 code for a protein of 369 amino acids.
GGAUAAUUGGAUAUAAUUGAACAACUUAAACGAACUGAUUUUUUAUUGAGAGCGAUCUUUGGAAUUCUCUGGAAGAAAGCAAAGCUUUUAGAUCAAGAUGUCCUCAGCUGCAGUUACGGUUAAUUUGGAAGAUUUGAAGAAUGGCGACGUUUCCUUUUCAACCUUAGAGGAGGCUUUUGGACCCGACUCUUUAGGCAUAAUCAUAGUUAAGAAUGUACCCUCUGAAUUCGUUGAGUUACGGCAUCGUCUACUAUCAUACUCAUCUUACCUGGGAAAUCUCCCUCCGGCUGAACUUGAGAAGAUUGAAAAUCCAGCAGCAAAAUACUUGACUGGCUGGUCGCGUGGCAAAGAGACCCUCAAGAAUGGCCAGGUCGAUACUCUCAAAGGCUCAUUCUAUGCGAAUUGUGCCUUCUAUGUCGAUCCCUCUCUCUCCUGCGCCAAACCCACUGCAGAGUUCUCCGCCGAGAACUUUCCAGAAUACCUGAGUCCCAAUCUGUGGCCCGCUGAUACCGCAAUUCCAGGUUUUCAAGAGACGUUCGAGAAUUUGUGUCGGAUUAUUAUUGACACAGCAGUCCUCGUUGCCCGAGCUUGCGAUAAGUAUGCCGAAAAAGAGAUUCCGGCGUAUACGCCAGGAUAUCUAGAACAUGUUGUCAAGACGUCCACGACCACAAAAGCUCGUCUCCUCCAUUACUUCCCAGCAGAACCAGAAGAUUCAAAACCGCAGGCGGAGGAGAUGGAUGAUGACUGGUGUGCAACCCAUCUCGAUCAUGGCUGUCUAACCGGCUUGACCUCGGCAAUGUUCAUCAACGAGACCAAACAAUCACCUGAAAUACCUACUAGUAAUGGACACACUCCACGAUAUCUUCCUGCUCUCGAGGAACUUCCAUCGUCGCCAGAUCCAACGGCUGGCUUAUACAUCCAGUCUCGAAGUGGUAAGGUAGUGCAGGUCAAGAUCCCAAAAGAUUGCAUUGCCUUCCAGACCGGUGAAGCAUUACAGAGGAUCACGAAGGGGAAAUUCAAGGCUGUUCCACAUUUUGUGAGGGGUGUUCGACCUGGCUUUUCUGAUGGUGAGAAUGGAGGGAGCAUAGCGCGGAAUACUCUUGCUGUUUUCACGCAGCCUAACUUGGGGGAGACUGUCGAUGCAGAUCAAGGCAUUACCUUUGGAGAGUUUGCGAGGGGAAUCGUCGAGAAGAACACGACGAAAUAGUAGGUCUUCAAAAACCAGGCGUUGUAGGUAUUUACGGACGCGCAUGACUGAACGAUAUUUGCACUUGAUUGUGGUCGGCUUGUAUUUACGGAGUAUGUCAUGAUGGACCUGACUCAGGGGGCUCCGUACUUCGUAUAGUAG